AUGAACAAUGCCCCAUAUCACUCGAUUGUGAAAAAUAAGGCUGCCACAACAUCCAGCACGAUUGCUGAAAUUAAAUUAUGGCUUGAAGAGAAUAAUAUUCAUUUUGAACCGACCCUACGAAAACCUAUGCUUUAUGAUUUGGUGAAAAAAAAUAAACCAGAACCAGUUUAUGAAAUUGACGAGUUACUGAGCGAGCAUGGACAUACAGUAGUAAGGCUGCCACCCUAUCACUGCAACCUGAAUCCAAUUGAACUUAUAUGGUCUUUGGCAAAAAGAAAAGUGGCAGCACAAAAUGUUGGAUCCAGAGAUAUAAAACAAUUAACUGAAGAGGCCUUUGCUUCUAUAACUUCAGCAGAUUGGAAAUCAUGUUGUGACCAUGUCAAAAAAAUUGAAAUGGAGUACAUUGAAAGAGGCCCAACGCUGUAUCAAAAUAUAGAAAAAUUAAUUAUAAGAGUUGGUGAGGAUACCAGCAGCAGUAGCAGUGAGUCUGAACCAGAAUCAGAAGGUUCCUGUCUGCCUAGUACUUCUCGCCAAGAUUCUCCUGGGACAAUAGAUGACAACAUGUCUGGUGUCGAAUAUUUAGAUUUUGAUAUUGUGUUUGACAUUGAGUCAAGUCUGCAGAAGUUUUUCGAGUUAGAAGAAAUUCCGUCUCAACGUUUUAUUAGUCCGGAAGAGUUAGAAUGUGAAAAUAUUUUUAAUUCUACUGUCAUUUUUAAAGAUAAUAGAUAUUUUGUCGAUUUACCGUUUUCGCGAAACCCCUCCGGUUUAGGUAAUUCUCGCGGUGUUGCUCAACGGCGUUUGCUCGCGCUCGAGCGUAAAUUCGCGUGCGUGCCAGCCCUGCGCGAAAGUUAUAAUAGAACUAUAUCGGAUCAUAUUUCUCAGGGGUAUUUAAGCGAGGUACCUGACUCUGAAUUAACAGAAGAGGGUUAUUAUAUACCGCAUCACGCCGUGAUCAGUCCUGAUAAGGACAACAUCCGGGUCGUUUUGGACGCUAGUGCUACGACGCAUACGGGGCUGUCACUCAAUGACACUUUACAUGUGGGUCCUAACUUGCAGGCUGACUUGUUUUCGUUAAUACUUGACUUUCGCAUAUUUCCCGUCGCAAUAACUGCGGACAUAAAGCAAAUGUUUUUGCGCAUGGAG
Molecule: messenger RNA, 1143 nt
Organism: Brenthis ino (lesser marbled fritillary)
Lineage: Eukaryota; Metazoa; Arthropoda; Insecta; Lepidoptera; Nymphalidae
Source: the annotation of a GenBank genome assembly